CAGUAUCUCCCGGGCAAAUAUUUGCCUUGUUCCCAAACUAGUUGAAAACCAGUCGUUCCAGACGUUACAGUGUGCCCCGCUUUGGAUGAAUCAAAAAAGAAAAAACAAAGAAAAUGUCCUGUAAUUACAGACUACUGGUGAAGAAUGCCCAACAGGUGGUUCUGAUCUGCAACAAUGGAGAGAAGUACAUGACCAAACAUGGGAUGCAACAUCUUUGUGUGAUUGAGAAUGGGAGUGUGGUGAUAGGGAGCGAUGGGCUGAUCAAAGCUGUGGGACCUGCUGAAAUCAUCAGAGAACAGUAUUCAGAGGCGUCCUUCGAUAAAGUGAUUGAUGCCACAGGGAUGUGCGUCCUCCCUGGGUUGGUUGACGCACACACCCAUCCUGUCUGGGCUGGUGACCGGGUGCAUGAAUUUGCAAUGAAGUUGGCAGGUGCCACUUACAUGGACGUGCACCGGGCCGGUGGAGGGAUCCACUUCACGGUGGAGCACACUCGAGCUGCCGGGUCCUCAGAGCUGCUGGCCUCCCUCAGCAGCAGGUUGAUCCGGAUGCAGCGAGCAGGUACGACCCUGGUGGAGUGUAAGAGCGGAUACGGCCUGGAGCUGCAGACCGAGCUCAAGAUGCUGGAGGUGAUCGAGGAGGCCAGACGGACCCUGCCCAUCAACAUCUCCUCGACCUACUGUGGAGCCCACGCAGUGCCCAAAGGGAAGACAGUUGCAGAAGCCACAAAGGACAUCCUGCAGGUUCAGCUGCCUCGGCUGAAAGAACAGAUGUCUGCCGGGAGCCUCAGAGUCGACAACAUCGACGUCUUCUGUGAGCAGGGAGUGUUUGACCUCGGCUCUACUCGCUCCAUCCUGCAGGCUGGGAAAGACAUGGGCCUCAACAUCAACUUCCAUGGAGAUGAGCUCCAUCCCAUGAACUCUGCUCAGUUGGGCGCAGAGCUCGGAGCUUUAGCCAUCAGUCACCUGGAGGAGGUCACGGAUGAGGGGAUCGCUGCCAUGGCAACGGCAAGAACCGCUGCCGUCCUUCUGCCAACUACAGCUUACAUCCUACGGCUGCCCCAGCCUCGCGCCAGAGACAUGUUGGAAGCCGGAGUGAUUGUCGCCCUCGGCAGCGACUUCAACCCCAACGCCUACUGCUGCUCCAUGCCAAUCGUCAUGCACCUGGCCUGCGUCAACAUGAGGAUGUCCAUGCCCGAAGCUUUGGCUGCGGCCACCAUCAACGCGGCCUACGCUCUCGGGCGCUCCCACACACAUGGAUCCCUGGAGGUCAACAAACACGGAGACCUGCUGGUCCUCAACACCACACGGUGGGAGCAUCUGAUCUACCAGCUCGGAGGACAUCAGGAGCUAAUCCGCUACGUGGUCAUUAAAGGCAACGUCGUCUACGAUAACGAGAAAACCGUGGACUUAUAACCAGAAAAUAGCUUCAUAUUUCAAUUCAGAUUAAUGGGGAUACUAUUAAAAAUAGUUUAACACAUUUGGGAACAUUUUAGGAAGCCAAAAUUGUAUUUCCCAAAUAGUCAAACUGUUUCUUUGUGUUAAUUUGAACUUGAAAAAUUAGCUGCUCACUUGGUGACAGUAGUAACUUCUCGAGAAACCAUCGUUUUUAGCUAAAUGUGAUGUUGUGUUGAUUAAAAUCUGCCUCUUUGUGUUUAA
Larimichthys crocea (large yellow croaker) is the source of this 1655-nucleotide messenger RNA. RefSeq names its product amidohydrolase domain containing 1 (gene amdhd1). Bases 114 to 1412 code for a protein of 432 amino acids. Gene Ontology annotation, cellular component: cytoplasm. NCBI's taxonomy places the organism in Eukaryota, Metazoa, Chordata, Actinopteri, Sciaenidae. The transcript has 9 exons. The record is from RefSeq and is a predicted model, not a curated record. Gene Ontology annotation, molecular function: imidazolonepropionase activity.